Molecule: messenger RNA, 681 nt
Organism: Dermacentor albipictus
Lineage: Eukaryota; Metazoa; Arthropoda; Arachnida; Ixodida; Ixodidae
Source: RefSeq, a predicted model, not a curated record
UUAGGUUAUAGUGGAUCAAAUUGCAAGCUUCCUUGCCCACUUUCUCGGGAGUUUCUGCAUUUUACCUUUUUCGGGCGCAGUUUUAAUACUACCGAAGUCGCUUGCAGCUCCAUGGCCAUACGUAGGUAGUCGCUAUGAGCGUUCGGUCAUAGGUGAAAGUAAAUCCAGGAGCUGUCUCUAUACCGACUCUCACCGUACGGCUGCUCGUGAUAGACUGGUAAACACCGUCCGGACGCAUGGGGCAACUUCUGUGUUUUUCUUCGGCCAUGAUUCUAAUUGCACUUAUCGUCCAAUCUGACGAGGCACAAGGAGGAAUGGCUUCGGAUAUAGCCCUCCGCCCCGAAGCUACUCAAAGAUACCAGCGAAUACUUGGAUGUGGGCACAUGCACUACCAACAUGGUCACUUCUGCAAGAAGGACACCUGCCCAAACAAGCACCUCGGAAAAUGCGUAAAAGGAGAAUGUGUGUGCCUCCACGCGGUUACAACCAAGACGACUGCAGCUACAACAACCAAGAAAAUGCCGAAACGUGCACGGAAGAAUCCAUUACCGGAAUAGGUGGUUCCGAAAGAACAACCGGAUAGCCGGCCUUGAAAAAGAAUUUCUCAAUUUGUUCCUCAUUUUAUAUUACUGAAGAGUACUGUUACCGAUCUAUGUCUGUAAUAAACGCUGUCGUGUUCUA